This is a messenger RNA of Meriones unguiculatus (Mongolian gerbil), 1932 nucleotides long. It is a transcript of the gene Snx5, whose product is annotated as sorting nexin 5. NCBI's taxonomy places the organism in Eukaryota, Metazoa, Chordata, Mammalia, Rodentia, Muridae. Gene Ontology annotation, molecular function: dynactin binding; phosphatidylinositol binding. The record is from RefSeq and is a predicted model, not a curated record. The transcript is spliced from 14 exons. Gene Ontology annotation, cellular component: endosome. The coding region runs from base 174 to 1388 and encodes 404 amino acids. Gene Ontology annotation, biological process: pinocytosis; intracellular protein transport.
CUUGGACUCUGGCUGAGCAAUAAAUUCCGCCUGCCGCAGCGCGCGCUCCUUCUCGAGGCGUGCCUCGCCGGGAGAGGGCUCGGACCCCGCGUCCCUGUCCCGGCCCUCCGGUGCUGGUGUCCGCGUGGCGCGGAGCGAGGCCGGACGGCCCCCUGCUCGAGGCCCGCGUCGCCAUGGCCGCGGUUCCCGAGUUGCUGGAGCAGCAGGAGGAGGACCGUAGCAAGUUGAGAUCUGUGUCUGUGGACCUGAAUGUUGACCCAUCGCUUCAGAUUGACAUACCCGAUGCACUCAGUGAGAGGGAUAAGGUCAAAUUUACAGUGCACACCAAGACCACACUGCCCACAUUUCAGAGCCCAGAGUUUUCUGUUACAAGACAACAUGAAGACUUCGUGUGGCUGCAUGACACUCUUACUGAAACAACCGAUUAUGCUGGGCUUAUUAUCCCUCCUGCUCCUACAAAGCCAGAUUUUGAUGGCCCUCGAGAGAAAAUGCAGAAACUGGGAGAAGGGGAAGGAUCUAUGACAAAAGAAGAGUUUGCCAAGAUGAAGCAAGAACUGGAAGCUGAGUAUCUCGCUGUCUUUAAGAAGACUGUGUCCUCACAUGAAGUCUUUCUUCAGCGGCUUUCUUCUCACCCCAUUCUCAGUAAAGACCGCAACUUUCAUGUUUUCCUGGAAUAUGAUCAGGAUCUAAGUGUUAGACGGAAAAAUACCAAAGAGAUGUUUGGUGGCUUUUUUAAAAGUGUGGUGAAGAGUGCUGAUGAAGUCCUUUUUUCUGGAGUUAAGGAGGUGGAUGACUUCUUUGAGCAAGAGAAGAACUUCCUUAUUAAUUAUUACAACAGGAUCAAGGAUUCCUGUGCUAAAGCUGACAAAAUGACCAGAGCUCACAAAAGUGUUGCUGAUGACUACAUCCAUACUGCAGCCUGCUUGCAUAGCUUGGCCCUAGAAGAACCCACAGUCAUCAAAAAGUACCUGUUGAAGGUUGCAGAGCUCUUUGAAAAACUUAGGAAAGUUGAAGGUCGAGUCUCAUCAGAUGAAGAUUUAAAACUGACAGAGCUCCUCCGAUACUACAUGCUCAACAUAGAGGCUGCAAAGGAUCUCCUAUACAGGCGCACAAAAGCCCUAAUUGACUAUGAGAAUUCAAACAAAGCUUUGGACAAGGCCAGGUUAAAAAGCAAAGAUGUCAAGUUGGCUGAGACUCACCAGCAGGAGUGCUGUCAGAAGUUUGAACAGCUUUCUGAAUCUGCUAAAGAAGAACUGAUAAACUUCAAACGGAAGAGAGUGGCAGCAUUUAGGAAGAACCUGAUUGAAAUGUCUGAACUGGAAAUAAAGCAUGCCAGAAACAAUGUCUCCCUCUUGCAGAGCUGUAUUGAUUUAUUCAAGAACAACUGACCUGUCUACUCUGAAGGACACCAAUGUGAAAACCAGCAUCACUUGCACUUCAAUCAUUACUGCAAAAGACAUAGCUUUGACUAGUUUAAAAUCAUGUGAAUAAAUAUUUUGAUUUCUAAAAAUCUUAACACUUAACCAUGUUGGUUUAAAAAUAUUUUCAUUGCAUGUUUCUUGGACAUAACUAAUUCUUACUCAUUUAAUACCUCAAAGCAGGUAGAGUCUAAAUAAUGGAUUCUCCUAUAGAUUGUCAGGAAUUACUAAUAAGUGGUAUGGAGAUGUGUGCCUUCUGGAAAUGAGAAGCCCAUAUCUGUCUCUACAUUUUCUGUGCCCCUACAGACAUACAUGUCAGGUGCCAGUUACAACACAUGGUAGGUAACUGCUUGUGGGAGGGCGGCAGACACCCUUUGCAGUUCCAUUUUGUAAAUACUUGAGGAAAAGGAAAAUCUAGGGUUCUGACACUCCCUGAUGGCGGGGUCUGGGGCACGUGUGUUUGUGCUUUGAAUGUUUUUAUAAAGUAUAUAAUAAAGUAAUCCAUGUUACCCUA